UCCAGAGCGCUGCAUUCUUGAAAGCAUCGAUCACUGCACUCGGCAGUAACACUUUUUUUGUUGUGAUCCAAGGCUUGAUUGUUUUCACGUUGUCCCUGAAGUGAAGAGCAGGCAUCUCAAUGCAAAGCCUCUACAAAUAACCUAGCUUGGCCAGUCUGCUGCUGUCCCCUGGAUUUAGCUAACGCGCGUGAUAUGAUCCGGAGUUCACCUAUGAAGUAACGUAAGUCGUUGCUCGAUCUGGACACGCUACGCUGCACUACGUUUCCUCCUGGGAGAUUUGCAGACUGCUUUUAAAGGCCGGGCAGCUACCCAUCAGUUCACGCUUACCCCGGGGCACACACUCUCUCUCUUUGUGAGCAUUCAGUUAAUCUAUUUUGGAGUGAUAGCUGUUCGCCAUGUCCCAAGCUUAUAACCCAUUCAACCACAGCAAGUUUGUGUCUAAUUAUCAACCCUGGAUCUACGACUUGGACGGAUCUGGACUGCGAGUGGCCCUUCAGCAGCGGGGAGCUUUUACCGCUGCCAAUGUGAAAGAACUGCAACGCCGUCAAGGAAAGGCAGAGCAUAACCAAGAAAUGCUCAACAUUCUAACGCCAGGUGGUGUUAAGGCUUACACAGUCCUGUGUGAUGCAAUUGAAAGCAUGAGUUCCUUUUACAAAUCAGAUUGCGACGGCAUGAGGCAGCUUCUAGCUGAGCCAGCACCCGACGCAACAACGCUACCUCCAUCCACUGGAGUUGCAGCCUCGCCGCCUACCUCUGUUCACGCUCCUGCACCAGUAACGGCUACGCCAGCAGAAGCGCCAGCAGCAGCAACAGUAGCAGCAGCAGCGGCAGUGCCGGGAACAUUGGUCCCCACAGCUAAUCUUCACGUGGACAGUCCACUAGGCGAGAUGAUAGGUUCGAAACGUGUUGCAGAUAUCGAAGACCAAAGAGGAUUUGUUCAGGUUCUUGAACCUUUUUUCAGCAAAAAUGAGAAAAUAAAUGCCGGGCGGAAUGCAGUCAAACGGGUCAACGCGAGAUCGAUGAACAAUUCUUGUAACGUGCUGGACAACUUUCACGAUCGCCACAAAGGUCACAUCGAUGGCAUUUCGGCGGGUUACGGGCAAACCAACAUGAUGUGCAUCAUUUACUACCUGAUGGUCAACCAGCGGGAGAUGACCAUACACGACUUGUAUGUGUUGCUCAAAGAAUGCGCAAGGCAGAACACGACCUUAAUAGAAACAGCCUUGAGGGAGGCUGCAUACAACUGAGCGGUGUUAUGUCGUUGCUAUAACAACCGCCUAGGACCAGCACUGGAGAAGCAUGUGUAGCGUAUUGCCUUGCUGUCUUCUGUUGCAUGCUCUUCAGGGCAUGCUAAAUUGCUUCAUACCGGCAUCUGCCGGCCUAAGUCUAUUAUCCGAAUCCUUUUCUCUAGGUUAAGACUCCUUGCCGGUAUGCAGAGCAUUCCGCCAUCGUGUUAAAUUAUGACGUGCAUUUUGCUGUACAUAUUUGGGGCGCUCUCUUCCUCCUUUGCCAGCCAUAUUAUAUCCCGCUGUUUUCUGAUGAUCGCUUUAAUAGUGCGUGAAACUCAGAGUUAAAACAGUUUCUCUGUCCUGUUAAUGUUUGAGCCAGCUCUGCCUCUCGGUAUUGAGCACUCUCUUGGAAAGCCUGGAACCUCUCUGUUUUUACAUCGGCUUUACUAUAACUUUAUGUCCUCAUUCGGGCGUGUACACUCAUACCUAGGUUAUCUGGAACCCGAAGUUACGGGCACUUCGGUCUACUGGG
Molecule: messenger RNA, 1761 nt
Organism: Sycon ciliatum
Lineage: Eukaryota; Metazoa; Porifera; Calcarea; Leucosolenida; Sycettidae
Exons: 7
Coding region: 396-1247 (283 amino acids)
Source: RefSeq, a predicted model, not a curated record